This is a messenger RNA of Porites evermanni, 4928 nucleotides long. The record is from the annotation of a GenBank genome assembly. Lineage: Eukaryota; Metazoa; Cnidaria; Anthozoa; Scleractinia; Poritidae.
AUGACAUCAAGAGGACAAAGUGAGACUCAAAAGCUAAAACAGAAUCUCGGAGAACAGCUUGAUCGAUUGGUAGCCCAGCUGGCAGAUUUGGAGGAAUGCAAGUGAGUUGAUCUUUACAAUCUGAUUACUUAUGAUAACCACUUCUUUGAGUUUCCAAAAGUUAAAAUGAGACCUAUUUUACUGUAAUUAGCUUCAGCUUAAUGUUGAAAGCCAAGACACCAAAUUUAACAUUUUUGUUUGUCAACUAUAGAAUUUGUUGUCUUUCCACAAUAACCAACAAUAUUGAAUUUAAUUUGUCCAUUAUCAUCGAUUAUCGGAUCGCUUAAGGUUUUUGAUCAAAUGAAUGAUUAUUAUUGAUGGACAGCACACAACUAAUAGCAAUAAAUAAUAAAUGUUUUCAACUUGUUAUGUUUGGUUUUAAAUUUAUUUUUUUACAAUGUUGCUUAAAUGACUGUUAUCUUUUGUUUGGGAGAGAAUAAUUACCGUUAAGUAUUUAAUUAAUGUUGAUUUAGUAACAGCAUAUAUAAUAAUUUUAUUAUGUUUUUAGGGAAGAUUUAGAUGAUGAUGAAUAUGAGGAAACAAAAAAAGAGACGCUAGAACAACUUAAAGAAUUCAAGGAGACAUUGGAUAAAUUUGCAGCUGGGAAUGUAACUCUGGUUGAUGAGAUCAGCAGCAUGCAGUUGGUAAUUUUUAACAGCUUAAAUACAGUUGAACCUCCUCCAAGCUGCCAUUUAAAAGCCCCCUGGGGUGCUUGUACUUGGAAAUUGCCAAGGCAGAAUAAAAAAAAAAAGAUUUUAUGUGUUGAUUAAUUAUUAGCAAACCAACCCGACCUCCAUUCAGUAGACACUGUAUUCAUGGGACGCUUGCCUCGGUCCCAAGGGUGUCCCCUGAAUAGAGGUUCCAAUGUAAGCUUACAUUGGCCUGCGAACAGCAGACGUUUCUCCUCUCUCAUCGCCACUGAGGGACGUUUUGCGAGGAGGAUAUCUGCGACUCAGCGACAGAAAUCCCAUACUGAUUACGCAAAAUCUGUCCGGAAUCCAGUCAGAAGCACUAAUUGGUCGACGGAGUAGUUUAAUUGUUUAAGUUAUUGUUUACGAAUGACAGACAAAAGACAAAAGGCCGCAAAGGUCAAAUGUAACAAAACAGCCAUUAUUUGUGGAAUAUAGUCUUCUCUAGAAGAAGCAUUUGAGUUUUGCUGGAGCUCAUUCGCAGAUGAACACAACACUUUACCAAAAUCGACCAGGAGAAACGUAAAAUUGAACAAAUUUGUAUUUGAAACCGCAUGACUACCGGAAUUAUUAUGUAAACAUUGAUUUGCGUCAUCAGUAUGGAAUUUCUGUCACUGAGUUGCAGACGUUCCUCCUGCGAAAAGUGCCUCAGCGGCGAUGAGCAAGGAGAAACGUCUGCCGUUCGCAGGCUAAGCUUACAUGGCUGGAAAGCUGUUAUUUGAUAGUGGAUUUGUUUUGGAGACUGACCUGGUCUGGUCAGCCACACUACUGGUUACAGAACCCUUUGUUCGUUACCUGAACCAGAGACAUUUUCAAAUACGUUACUUUAUCAACAGGCCAUUCAGGCAGCCAUAAGUGAAGCUUUUAAAACUCCUGAGGUCAUCCGCUUGUUUGCAAAGAAACAACCUGGACAACUAAGACAAAGACUAGCAGAGGUAUAGGAUGUGAAAUCUUUUAUGGCUGCUUUAAAAAUAACUAGUGAUAAUACAGUUAACAGGGCUCAUGCAGAGUCUUGAAUUCUUGAAAAAGCCUUGAAAUAUAAUUUGCCCAGCAAUUUCCCAGACCUGGAAAAUGUCUGGAAAAUAGAGAUAAAGUCAUGAAACAUUGAUGAGAUCUGGCAGAAAUAGGGGUGGAAAAUGGAAGAAACUGGGAUGUGAACUGGGAGAAAUUGGACUGGGUUAUAUAUAAAGUGGUGUAGAAACAGAAUAUUGUGGGCAGAACUUCUCAGAACUGAAAAAAAUGGCUGGUUACUAGGAGAAAUAGUUUUGAGGUGGGAAUGGAAAUUGGGAAGAUUGGGCUGACAACUGGGAGAAAUUAAUGUUCACUGAAUAAAUGAAUAUUUGUGAUGAAAAAACUCUUGAUAACAAGAAAUUGGGAUAGGAUUUCAAGCUGUUAUAUUAAAUGUCAAGUUUUCAUGUAAGCAAAAUAAUGAUAGCUGCGAAAAGAAAAUCUGCUUUUGAGGGAUCUCUAUUUCUCAUUGUUGAUUGAAGUGAUGUCAUUUCCUGCAGAUGCAAAGAGAUCUUAAGACUGGUCACCUGAGUCAAACAGCAUACACACAACAAGCAGUGGAAAUUUUAACAGCUUUAAAGAAGCUUGGUGAACAGGUAAUGCACAAUAUAUUAUUUGCUAUUACAGUUGACUCUCGAUAACUCGAACCCUUGAUUACUCAAACCGCCUACUGACUCAAAGUAAUUUUUGUUUCCCCUCAGAUCAUUUCUAUAUGAUUUUACCCUCAAUAACUCGAACCAUGUGUUAAGCACAUGACAAGUCUGAAACAUUGAAUUUUUUUCAAAACAACCAUUUCAAUUCUUUGCGUUUACUUUUUCGUCACUCCAGUUCAAAUUCAGUGUCCAUCCUUAAUUCCUAAUUUUCAUUGAAAAUAUCAGUCUAUAUCCCUUACUGCCCUUGAAGUGAAGUGUGCAUGAUAUUACUUGCAUUCCCUCCCCAUCCAUUUGCUUAUUUCCAGUUAUUUGUUUCAAACUCCUGAAAAAUCGAACUCCCAAUAACUCAAACUUUUUUUGCUUUCCCUAGAAUGUCUGAGUUAUCAGAGUCAACUGUAAUGACAAUUGCAAAUUAACAUUGCCACCACUGGAGAUUUAUUUAUCCCAGAAACAUAUCUUUUAAGCAGUUGACUGUCAUAAUCAUAGUGAUGCAUAUGCAGAGAUGUCAUGCCAUGUUUGCAUUACCCCCUGGAUGCCAACAACCCAAAACAAUAUGGUUCCUUAAAAAACAUGGGUCUCGGAAAAUUUUGGCCGGAUCACAGAAUCCGGAAGCCUUUGUGAUGGGUCUCGAAGUCUCGUUUUUGGGUCAGGAUUUUGCAUCUCAUGGUCUCAGUCUUGAAUUUGAAACCAUUCUAUACCCCUUAUACCCCCUUUCCGCCGAUAAGCACAAAUCAAUCCAGUUACCAAAUUAUAUGAAGUCAUAGAGUCCAUACCAUCAAAAUUCACUUUUAUGAAUUGUAUUUACAAAAUAAUUUUUGACAGUAGUGAAAUGUGGCAUGCAAAAAUGCCCCAGAAACUGUACUGUGGAUAAAAAAAUUUUCAAGUUGUAAAGGAAUGGAACACAAAUUUCAUGAAAUAUUUACUAUGAAAACAGUGUUCUUUUAAUAUUUGUACAUGUUUCUUAUCAUGUGAUUUCAGCUCAAACCUCAAGAGGCUGAGUUUCUGGCUGUUAAUACCAAUGCUGCUUUGAGUACCUUUGAAAAAGUUUCUGAAAAUAUUGGUAAGUGCAUGUAUUAUUUAAUUUCAAUACGCCCGCGAUGAUCAGAUUGAUAUAAUACAAGGACUCAGCAGGGCUCGAAAAAAAACUUAAAUUCCAUUUUGUCCUUUUGGGCAAGCAGCUUUCAUUUUUUGUCUGGGGCCACUCUUGCUCCUCUUAGUUAACCCCUUAAGCCCUGAUAUCCACUUACAAAUUCUCCAAACUAAUCUCCAUAGAUUUCCUUAAAAAAUUAGUUGAGAGAAUUUGAUAUUCAUUUACAAAUUCUCCAAACUGAUCUCCACAGAUUUCCUUGAAGAAUUAGUUUGGAGAAUUUGAUAAAAGAUCAAAGCAUUUUCCCCGAGGUGACCCUGGUCAAGUAAGCUUCAAAAGUUACUUGCCCAUCGACAAAGAAAAUCUACUUGUCCGGGAGUACCGGACGAGACAUUUUUCGAGUCCUGCUUCGACUACGUGAAAAGGUAUAAACAAAAAUCCUUCGAUCAUAAAUCUGAGGGUGAGAAUAUUUCAUCGCGUCCAACUUCCAAAUAAACGCCAUCCUCUAAUAUGCACUGCAUUUGAGGUGUAAAAUAUUUGAUAAGCGCCGCGGCGCUUAUUCCAGUGAAUACGGUACAGGGUAACAUGCGUACCAAGACCAGGGGCACCCAACGUCAAUUUUCGGAAAAGAUCUGUACGGAAGACGAUUUUAGAUCUAGAAUUUUCGGAACAUUUGUUGUAAAAUUUCUUGCUUGCCCGCCUCUCCUAGGAUUUUCGAACAUCUAAAAAAUGUUAUAAUUGCCCAUUUUUAAGGAUUUUUACCCUAGAAAGGUCACCUAAAAUUUUCGGGAGCCUUUUUUCUGGCUGAAAUUUUCGAAAAGGUAAGUUUUGAUCCCUAUAAUUUUCGGAUCACUAGACUUUCAGCUAGGAAAUCCGAACAGAUGAAAACUUUCUAGGGGAUAAAAAUAUGCCUAUAUCUACCGUUUACAUACUAAAAUACGUUUAACAAUGCUAUGUUUAAGUGGUUUUGAAGUAUAUUCUCGUUGGGUGCCCCUGUCAAGACUUUAAAUGGCUGCCACCCUCGUUUCUUGACUCUUCACUCCUCCACGCUCGUAUAAUAUACGUUACACGUGUCACGUCCUCUCGGAAACCGGUCGUUUCGAUACAAACUCAAGCAGUGAAAUUGCACAAAAACAUUGUUCACUUCAAGUAUAGUUUGCGAGUGAACAAGAAAAACAUUUUGGGUGAAUAUCUUCCUUCUUUAAGCCAAGUAUGUGGAAUGAUUUACACCUCGACUUGAUAAACUUGUAUCGAGACGACGUGUAUCGAAACAACUUUGUAUCGAAACGACCGGUAACCUUCCCCUCUUACUGUGGAGAAGAAAUAUGAGAAUAGCUACUUGCAGCCUUUAACAAAUAGGAAACUUUUAAAUUCUUUUAAUUUUCCCUUGCAGGGAGCGGGGAUAAACUUCUGAAAGUGGCUGGCUCACAAGUAGAAGAUGCGCAAAAAUGA